Molecule: messenger RNA, 3402 nt
Organism: Trachemys scripta elegans
Lineage: Eukaryota; Metazoa; Chordata; Testudines; Emydidae
Gene: GJA3
Product: gap junction protein alpha 3
Exons: 1
Coding region: 1-1521 (506 amino acids)
Biological process (GO): cell communication
Cellular component (GO): connexin complex
Source: RefSeq, a predicted model, not a curated record
AUGGGUGACUGGAGCUUUCUGGGGAGACUAUUAGAGAAUGCACAAGAGCACUCCACGGUUAUUGGCAAAGUUUGGCUGACGGUACUAUUUAUCUUCAGGAUCCUGGUGCUGGGGGCUGCUGCUGAGGAAGUCUGGGGAGAUGAACAAUCGGACUUUACAUGCAACACCCAGCAACCUGGUUGCGAAAAUGUCUGCUAUGACAAAGCCUUCCCCAUUUCCCACAUCCGCUUCUGGGUGCUGCAGAUCAUCUUUGUCUCUACGCCAACCCUCAUCUACCUGGGCCAUGUGCUGCACAUUGUGCGCAUGGAGGAGAAGAAGAAAGAGGAAGAGCUAAAAAAGAAGGGAAGCAGCAGGGACAGCAACCACCAGGGGGGAGCAGCAGCAGCAAGUGGCCGAGGGAGUAGCAACAACAGCAGCACCAAUAAGGAGCCACCCCCAAAGAAGGAGAAGCCACCAAUCCGUGAUGAGCGGGGUAAAAUACGCAUCAGUGGUGCCUUGCUCCGCACCUAUGUCUUCAAUAUCAUUUUCAAAACUCUGUUUGAGAUAGGCUUCAUUGUGGGCCAGUAUUUCCUGUAUGGCUUUGAGCUGAAGCCACUCUACCGUUGCAGCCGUUGGCCUUGCCCGAACAUUGUGGACUGCUUCAUUUCACGGCCCACUGAGAAGACCAUUUUCAUCAUCUUCAUGCUGGUGGUGGCAUGUGUCUCGCUGCUGCUCAACAUGCUUGAGAUGUACCACCUUGGAUGGAAGAAGCUCAAGCAAGGCGUGACCAACCAAUACCGCCCUGAUCCACUCCCCAUUGCAUCAGCUACCAUUGCAAGGGACUCCAAACCUGUUACUCUGCCAUUGCCAUCUCCAGCAGUGUUCCCUACUGUCCCGCCUGCUCUGCCGGAUUCCCGUGCCAUCACUCCGCUGCUCUCUUCACGGACUGUGCCGCCUUACUAUGCUGAAGCCACUGCUAGGGCACAGCCAGCCACCACAACUUCCCUGGCUGGCUACUCCGGGGCUCCUCCAUUUUCUGAGGAGCGACACAAUACUGCCACUCCCAUUCCAACCUCCAUCCCAAUCCCAACUCUAUCCCCCAUCCCAACACCUAUGCAAGCCAUCACCCCCUACUUCAAUGGCAGCAGCCAGGCCUUAGCUGCCGAGCAGAACUGGACCAAUCUGGCAGUCGAGCAGCAGAGGAAGCCACCAGCCUCCAGCUCAGCUGCCUCCUCUCCCCCCAGCAGCAUCAGACAGCAAUCGCCAAAGCAAGAGGUGGCCAGUGAGCAGCCGCUGCCAUCGCCACCUCUUUUGCCACCUGUAGCAGCAGUCAAUAGCAGCAGCAGCACCAGCCUGAGCAGAGGAAGCAGCAGCAAGUGGGAUGUAGAAGGUGAAGAGGAGGCCACAAAGGAGUGGCCAGUGUCAGCUGCCUGCACUACAGUAGAAAUGCAUGAGCCGCCACUGCUCAUAGACACACGGCGCUUAAGCAGGGCUAGUAAGUCAAGCAGCAGUAGAGCCAGGUCAGAUGACUUAGCUGUGUAACAUGGUCCCUAGCACUGGGAGAAGCAAAUGAUGAAAGCAAAGUGUGAUGGGGAGCUGCAUGGGGAGGAGGCCAUGCCCCAGUACAGGGGGUGAGGGAGGCCGGGGUUCCAAACUUUGAAGCUUGCUGUUCUUGCACUCUGUGAGUUGUAGUGGGGAUAAAUAUCUACAUUUUCUAGUAGGUCAGGGGUGGCCAAAGUGCAGCCCGUGGACCAAGGGACCAAUCCCUCUGUCAUUGACAUCAAUGACAAACAUCCCAAUGGCAGCCAUAUGGAGGGCUUGCACAGAUGACAGGUGGUGGCACUGGCAGUGGUGGCAGCUAGCCAUGUGCCUUCAUAGGGAAGCUCUUCCAAGAACAAUGUUAAUACUUUUAGCCCUCACCUUCACUUCCACUCAUCUUAUAUAAGCACUUCAUGAGCAGAGGCCUUGACUUCUUUCCUUCCUCUGAAACCCCAUACACACAUGUUUAACCACCUCCUUGAAAAUGAGGAUGGCAUAUUGCCUGCUGGCACCUGUCAUCUCUGUGGACCAAUCUGCCAUAUUAAACAUCAGGGUGACAACACUCUGUUCCAUUUAAUGCAAAGUAGGGCAGCCUUUGCACUCAUGGCAAAUUGCCAAUGCGACCCUGUUGGCUGGGCAAAGUUUGGAUAACCCCUGUAGUAGCUUUUAUCAUUCUGAGCUUCAUCUUUGUAUUAUUAUAAUAAUUUUUUUACUCUUGACCUAUAAGGAAAUGUCCAGUUUGACCUUCUGUCCGGUGUUUGCCAACUGCGACAACACAAUUUUUUUAAACCCAUGUAUUCCUUUGAAUAUGUUUGGUUAUAUUUUGAGAUGACUUCUGAAAUUGCUUAGAGGAGGACAGGAAACUAAACCACACACCUCAUAAAAUAUUACACAGAAUAAUUGUAAUCCAGAAAGAAAGGAUUAUGGUUUCAGUACACUGUGACCCCUUAUGUUGCUCAUGAACAAAACAGUAGGUUAAAGUAUGGUACUGCAUUUUAGACUAUUAGAUACAUGCUUUUAUCAGCUUAAGGUAGUUGGAAAAAUGUUUAAUAGAAGUAAAACUAGAGUGCAUACCUUUAAAGUAUUUGAGCAGUUUUAGAAUAAAUUUUAAUCUGUAGAUUUAAAUUACUUGACAGUGUACUUAUACAUUUUAGUUUGAUCUUUGAUUUCACAGGAAAAAUUAAGGGGAAACCAAAGUAAAGUCCAAAGCAAUAUUGUUUCCUGCUGUGUUUUGUAAGUGAUUAGCCCUGUCCUACAACAAUCUGUAAUGUCUUACAAACUAAUAAACAGCAGACAUAGAAUAUACUGUACAGCAAAAAAGGUGACUAAAAUAUCAUGGCAACAUUUUAGGGGCCUCAGGGCCUAUUCUGAUUCCACAGAAGUCAAUGGCAGAAUUCCUGUUGACUACCAUAGGAGCAGGAUUGGGCCCUCUCAUCUUGAAGUCGUUAUUCAAUCAAAACUCCAUUGGAAGUCAAAUGAAGUUUUGGGUGCAACAAGGAAUGUAGGAUUGGGCCCAUUUCCCUUAAAACUGUGAAGAAAAGUGAUGUGUAUUUUUCUAAGGAGUCAGCUUUCCUUAAAAGAGACUCCAUCUUUCAUUCCCAUUGUAACAAAUACCCUCAUAUAAGUCAGUCAAAAGUUUGAACUCCUGAUAAAGUUGGUGAGAGAUUUGGGUAUACAAAGAAUGCAGAAUCAGACCCAACUUUUGUUCUUGUGGUUGAAAAGAUCAUUUCAAUGAGUUGAAGUCCAGCACUAUUCCUCUGGCUGCCAUAAAACUGAACUUGUAUUUAGCGGUGACAUUCUGAGUACCUGUCCCAGACCUGAAGAAGAGCUCUGUGUACGCUCUUUUUCACCAACAGAAGUUGGUCCAAUAAAAGAUAUUACCUC